AUGAAUAAUUUUAUUUUUGCAACCAUUAUAUUGGCCAUGAUUUCAAUGGUAAAUGCUAAAAAUGCAUAUAUGCCGUGCGUUACUAUAUACCCUUCUAAUACACUAUCCCUUGUAACACUUUCACCUGAUCCUGUCGCUGGAAAACCUUAUGAUUAUACUAUUUACACAGUUCUAGAUAAAGAUGUCACAAGUGGUGACUUAUUAGAAGUCGAUAUUGUUGAUGAUAAAUCAAAUCCUUUAUCUGAUCCUUUUACUAUGGAUAUUUGUUCUAGUACUGGAAUUAAGUGUCCAAUUAAAGCUUUAACCUUAAUUAAACUUUCAACGAAAGUUCCAAUACCAGCCACUUUACCUACUGCAUACCAUUUGAUAGUUACUAUUACUGAUCCUAAUAAUAAAACCAAUCCUUUAGCCUGUGCAUAUUCUUAUCCGAGUAAAUAA
Messenger RNA from Funneliformis caledonium, 438 nucleotides. Lineage: Eukaryota; Fungi; Glomeromycota; Glomeromycetes; Glomerales; Glomeraceae. The record is from the annotation of a GenBank genome assembly.